This is a messenger RNA of Aureobasidium pullulans EXF-150, 1011 nucleotides long. RefSeq names its product mitochondrial carrier. Gene Ontology annotation, biological process: transmembrane transport. The transcript is spliced from 2 exons. Gene Ontology annotation, molecular function: oxoglutarate:malate antiporter activity. The record is from RefSeq and is a predicted model, not a curated record. Bases 1 to 1011 code for a protein of 336 amino acids. Lineage: Eukaryota; Fungi; Ascomycota; Dothideomycetes; Dothideales; Saccotheciaceae.
AUGAGCACCACAUCGACUCUCUCCGAAGCCGCAGCCGCUGCCCGUAAUGCCGCUAAGGACGCACCACAGGCAAUGAAGGCCGCCGCAGAGAACCCUAGAAAGGCCACCCAAGACUUCCUUCACACACCUCUGAUCCGUGCCGCCUUGCCCUUCGUCAACGGCGGUCUCGCCGGUAUGGUGGCCACAUCAGUCAUCCAACCUGUCGACAUGAUCAAGGUCCGUCUGCAACUCGCUGGUGAAGGUAUCAAGACUGGACCCAAGCCUUCACCACUCUCAGUCACUCGCGAUAUCCUUGCCAGUGGCAGAGUCCGCGAUCUAUACACUGGCCUCAGUGCAGGUCUUCUCAGACAGGCCGUCUACACCACCGCUCGUCUCGGCUUCUUCGACACAUUCAUGGGCACCUUGACCAAGAGAGCCAAGGACCAAGGCAAGCAGAUCGGCUUUUCCGAGCGUGCACUGGCUGGUCUUUCCGCAGGCGGAUUGGCAGCCAUGGUCGGCAACCCAGCCGAUCUUGCACUCAUCCGCAUGCAGAGCGAUGGCUUGAAGCCUGCUGCCCAGCGUGCCAACUACAAGUCAGUCAUUGAUGCCUUGACUCGUAUCUCUCAGAAGGAGGGUGUCGCCGCUCUCUGGUCAGGUGCCGGACCUACCGUCGUUCGCGCCAUGGCCCUCAACUUCGGACAACUCGCCUUCUUCUCGGAAGCGAAGAGCCAGCUCAAGGACACAUCUUUGUCACCUCGCACACAGACAUUGACUGCCUCAGCCGCCGCUGGAUUCUUUGCAUCGUUCUUCAGUCUCCCCUUCGACUUUGUCAAGACCAGACUCCAGAAGCAGACCAAGGGACCUAACGGAGAAGUGCAGUACAAGGGCAUGUUUGACUGCUUCAAGAAGGUUGCAGCCGAGGAGGGACCCUUGAGAUUCUAUAGAGGCUUCUCGACGUACUACGUACGCAUUGCGCCCCACGCUAUGGUGACACUCAUCGUGGCCGACUACCUUGGCUUCCUCACCAAGUAA